CAUUUCGCGAGUCGCCACCGCCGCUGACGGACGUGGAGUCGAGUCGCCGGAGCCAUGGCUACCUCCGUGGGCAACGUCGCCGACAGCACAGAACCAACAAAACGUCUGCUUUCCUUCCAAGGGCUGGCAGAGUUGGCUCACCGGGAGUACCAGGCAGGAGACUUCGAAGCGGCCGAGAGGCACUGCAUGCAACUGUGGAGACAGGAGCCCGACAACACCGGCGUCCUGUUGCUGCUCUCAUCCAUUCACUUUCAAUGUCGCAGGCUGGACAGGUCUGCUCACUUCAGCACUUUGGCAAUCAAGCAGAAUCCGCUGCUGGCCGAAGCAUACUCAAAUCUGGGGAACGUGUACAAGGAACGGGGCCAACUGCAGGAGGCGAUCGAACACUAUCGGCACGCCCUACGCCUCAAGCCGGAUUUCAUUGAUGGAUACAUCAACCUCGCUGCUGCUUUAGUUGCCGCAGGUGACAUGGAAGGAGCGGUGCAGGCCUAUGUCUCUGCCCUGCAGUACAACCCUGACUUGUACUGUGUGCGUAGUGACCUGGGGAAUCUGCUGAAAGCCCUGGGUCGCUUGGAAGAAGCCAAGGCCUGCUACCUGAAAGCCAUCGAGACCCAGCCCAACUUUGCUGUGGCCUGGAGUAACCUCGGCUGCGUGUUCAACGCGCAAGGGGAAAUCUGGCUGGCGAUUCAUCACUUUGAGAAGGCGGUGACCCUGGACCCCAACUUCCUGGAUGCUUACAUUAAUCUGGGGAAUGUCUUGAAGGAGGCGCGUAUAUUUGACAGAGCCGUUGCAGCCUACCUACGGGCCCUGAGCCUGAGUCCCAACCACGCCGUCGUCCAUGGCAACCUGGCCUGUGUGUAUUAUGAACAGGGGCUGAUCGAUCUGGCAAUUGAUACCUACAAGCGGGCCAUUGAGCUGCAGCCCCACUUCCCUGACGCCUACUGCAACCUGGCCAACGCGCUCAAAGAGAAAGGCAGUGUUGCCGAAGCGGAGGAAUGCUACAACACAGCUCUCCGUUUAUGCCCGACUCACGCGGAUUCUCUUAAUAACCUGGCGAACAUCAAGAGAGAACAAGGGAAUAUCGAGGAGGCUGUCCGCCUCUACCGGAAAGCUCUUGAGGUCUUCCCGGAGUUUGCAGCUGCGCAUUCGAAUUUAGCCAGCGUUUUGCAACAGCAAGGGAAGCUCCAGGAGGCCCUCAUGCAUUACAAGGAGGCCAUUAGAAUCAGCCCCACUUUUGCAGACGCCUAUUCCAACAUGGGGAACACCUUGAAGGAAAUGCAAGAUGUCCAAGGAGCUCUGCAGUGCUACACAAGAGCCAUCCAAAUAAAUCCUGCAUUUGCCGAUGCCCACAGCAACCUUGCUUCCAUCCAUAAGGAUUCUGGAAACAUCCCAGAGGCAAUUGCUUCGUAUCGCACCGCCCUGAAACUGAAGCCAGACUUUCCCGAUGCUUACUGCAACCUGGCACACUGUUUGCAGAUCGUCUGCGAUUGGACCGAUUACGACGAGAGAAUGAAGAAGCUUGUCAGUAUUGUGGCUGACCAGCUGGAAAAGAACCGGCUCCCAUCGGUGCACCCCCAUCACAGCAUGCUGUAUCCGUUAUCUCACGGCUUCCGAAAGGCUAUCGCUGAGAGACAUGGGAACCUUUGCCUGGACAAGAUCAACGUGCUCCACAAGCCACCCUACGAGCACCCGAAGGACCUGAAAGGCAGCGAGGGCCGGCUCCGCAUUGGCUACGUGAGCUCUGACUUUGGGAACCACCCCACCUCCCAUCUCAUGCAGUCCAUCCCAGGCAUGCACAAUUCGGACAAAUUCGAGGUCUUCUGCUACGCCCUCAGCCCCGACGACGGCACAAACUUCCGGGUCAAGGUGAUGGCAGAAGCAAAUCACUUUAUUGACUUAUCUCAGGUCCCGUGCAAUGGCAAGGCGGCUGACCGCAUUCACCAAGAUGGCAUACAUAUUCUGAUCAACAUGAACGGCUACACCAAAGGAGCCCGCAAUGAGCUGUUUGCUCUCCGGCCGGCCCCAAUCCAGGCAAUGUGGCUGGGCUACCCGGGAACCAGCGGGGCCUUAUUCAUGGAUUACAUUAUCACUGACCAGGAAACGUCCCCGGUGGAAGUGGCGGAGCAAUAUUCGGAAAAACUGGCUUACAUGCCCAAUACCUUCUUCAUUGGUGAUCACGCCAAUAUGUUCCCGCACCUGAAGAAAAAAGCUGUCAUUGACUUCAAAUCGAACGGGCACAUCUACGACAACCGGAUUGUUUUGAAUGGCGUUGACCUGAAGGCAUUCCUUGACAGCCUGCCUGACGUCAAAAUAGUGAAGAUGAAAUGUCCAGACGGCGGGGAUGAUGGCGCCGCUGGGCUCAGCAUGCCCGUGAUUCCCAUGAACACCAUUGCUGAAGCUGUGAUUGACAUGAUCAAUCGCGGACAGAUUCAGAUCACCAUCAACGGAUUCAACAUCAGCAACGGGCUGGCAACGACUCAGAUCAACAACAAGGCGGCGACGGGCGAGGAGGUGCCGCGCACCAUCAUCGUCACCACUCGCUCCCAGUACGGGCUGCCGGAGGACUCUGUCGUCUACUGCAACUUCAACCAGCUUUACAAGAUCGACCCAGCCACCCUGCAGAUGUGGGCCAACAUUCUGAAACGUGUCCCGAACAGCGUCCUGUGGCUGCUGCGUUUCCCGGCUGUGGGGGAGCCAAACAUCCAGCAGUACGCACAGAAUAUGGGCCUCCCCCAGAACCGAAUCAUCUUUUCUCCGGUCGCCCCCAAAGAGGAGCACGUGAGGAGGGGGCAGCUUGCCGACGUGUGCCUGGACACCCCCCUUUGCAACGGCCACACCACUGGGAUGGAUGUCCUCUGGGCCGGAACCCCCAUGGUGACCAUGCCAGGGGAGACCCUCGCCUCGCGCGUCGCUGCCUCCCAGCUCACUUGCCUUGGGUGCCCUGAGCUCAUCGCAAAGAGCCGGCAGGAAUACGAAGACGUCGCUGUGAAACUGGGGACUGAUCCGGAAUACCUGAAGAAGAUCCGCGGCAAGGUGUGGAAGCAGAGGAUAUCCAGCCCCCUCUUCAACACCAAGCAGUACACCCUGGAACUGGAGCGGCUCUACCACCUGAUGUGGGACCACUUCUCCGCCGGCCACAAACCGGACCACAUCCUCAAGCCCGCUGAGACCGGGGAAUCUGCCUAAACAACUGGAGCCACGAAAUAUAAAUCCUUCAGGAGACAUCCCUCCUUCCGGAGCAGAGGGAAGUGGGAGCCAAGGAUGCGAUUUGGGUGGCGAUAGGAGACUCUAGCUCUUGCAUGACGGGGAGGCCAGCGCUUUCUGACCCCCCGGAAAAACCCUCUUUUCCAGAUCUUCUUGCUGCGAGGAGGCAUGAUCGGACGGGCAGUCAAUUCGGAUUUCCUGUGAACAAGUCUCUUCCCCCCUUCUUCCUACGUGAAUCUGCAGCUUUUAAAGAUAGUGUUUUUAAGAAUUCCUCUCGGUACAUCAGUGGCUCUCUUUUAACAGCAUUUUAAGUCCGCAUCCUUCUUCCGAGGUUGGCAGGAGGGAAAAUAUGCCGCUGCAGCUUUUACAGGUUUUAUAAACCACUCGAACCGACAUCCGCUUUCUUAAUGUUGGACUUCUCUCCGGGGCCGCCGUUGGUUUUGGUUUUUUUUUUUGCUUCAAUUCAUGCCGGGUUGACUGUGCGGAAAAAGCAAAUGUGAUUUAAGAUAUAAAGUUUGGGCUUUUUCAGCUUCAAUUCAUGCCAGGUUGACUGCGCUGAAAAAAAUGCAACCUGAUGCCAAACUGCGCAUCCUUCUGGGGCGGCGUCAAAUUAUGUACAGAGGCGCAAGCCUGCACACCGCCAUUAAGGCUGAAAACGGAAUAGAAGAGCAUUGGUUUUUGCCCAGGUUUGCGCAUUCGGACGUGCGUUUCUCAGUUGAUGAAACAAUUAUGUGCUGGGCUGCCGGCGCUUUGACUUUGUCAAAUGCAGCUCUUCCAGGUAAGUAUGGGUUUCUGCCUUCACUUUGGUGAGCUUUUUGGUCAAGCGCACACCUCCUUUUUCACGUCCGAAGCAUCGCUGACUGGCUUUUAGCCCGUAAAAUGAUUGGAGGGCAAAGUGUGUAUCCGAUGGGUUAUUUUCCAAAUUGCUUCCCUGCCUGACGCCAAAAAGAUUCAGAGCAGUGCAUUUUCCAUACUCUUGGUGGCACCGCACAUGGAUCCGUGCCAAUAAUUGAUAUCUAUGGCCGUCCUAACACGCCUUUCGUUAUAUUCUGAAUUUGAUCCUCGGGUACUUUGCCCUGGGCUGUGCUUAAAAGCUUUGCAGUUCCCUUCGUUUGGGCUUAAUAUGGGCUGGAUUAUUAUCUGUAUAUAGAUAAUACAGGCGAGAAGCAUUAGUCCUGAGCCC
This is a messenger RNA of Lacerta agilis (Sand lizard), 4387 nucleotides long. It is a transcript of the gene OGT, whose product is annotated as O-linked N-acetylglucosamine (GlcNAc) transferase. The record is from RefSeq and is a predicted model, not a curated record. Gene Ontology annotation, biological process: protein O-linked glycosylation. NCBI's taxonomy places the organism in Eukaryota, Metazoa, Chordata, Lepidosauria, Squamata, Lacertidae. Bases 55 to 3186 code for a protein of 1043 amino acids. The transcript is spliced from 22 exons. Gene Ontology annotation, molecular function: protein binding; protein N-acetylglucosaminyltransferase activity.